CCCCGCCGCUGGCUCCUCCCGCAGGUGCCGCUUGACCCCGAGGGCUGCCGGGGCCGCCUGAGCCUGCGCCGCCUCCCUUCUCGGCAGUCUGCGGGAGCCCAGGCAGAGCCGCCCUGCUGCGGCGCUUUCCAGCGGAUCCCGGCGUUUCCGCCCGCGGGCUCCGGCGGAGCUGCCCCCGUUUCGGCCUGGUCGAGCCCCGAAAGCUUUGGCGGUGGAGUCCCUCCGAGCCCUGUCGCAGCUGCACUCGCUGCAGUCCGGUUCCUCGCGAGUCUUCCGGCGAGGGACCUCCGAGCGCCUCGAGUCGCGCUCCGCGGCGCCCAUGGCGGAGCCCCGGCGGCCGGUGAUCUCGCAGGCGUGGGAGGAGGACGAGUGCCUGGAGUACUACGGCAUGAUCUCGCUGCACCACCUCUUCGAGGUGAUCGGCGCGCAGCUGACGGAGAACGACGUGGCCGUGCUCUCCUUCCUGCUGGACGAGACGCAGCCGGGGCUGCACCCGCUGGACCCCGCGCUGUGGGCGGUGGCGGGCGAGGACGAGGCGGGCGCGCAGCCGCCCUCGCCCCUCCUGGAGAGCUGGCGCCGGCGCCGCCGGCGUCCCUGCCGGGCCGAGGGGGGCUGGGAGGCGGCGGGCGAGCGCCGCCGGCCCCGCAGCGGGGUGGAGCUCCUGCUGGAGCUGGAGCGCCGCGGGCUCUGCGACGAAACCAACUUCCGGCAGCUGCUGCAGCUCCUGCGGGUGCUCACGCGGCACGACCUGCUGCCCUACGCCGCGCUGAAGCGGCCGCGCACAGUGUCCCCCGAGCGCUACACCUACGGCCCCUCGGUCGCCGCCUCCGACCGGCAGGUCGACAGCUGCCUCAGCUCCGCCUCCGCCGAGCCGCGGCACGAGCACUGGGAGACAGCCUCCACGUCCAGCAAGCGGAAGCGGGUGAGCAGAGGCAGGACGAGGGCCAGCGCGCUCAGCCGGCGGCGGGGGGCCAAGGCGGCCCCCGCCCCCCAGCCGGAGGCCCCCACCCCCACCAAAGUGACCUGUGACAUCCGCCUGCGCGUGCGGGCCGAGUACUGCGAGCACGAGGCGGCGCUGCGGCAGAACGUGGCCUCGAACCGGGCGCCGCGCCUGGAGCGGCAGCUCGACCUCUUCGGCCAGGCCAGCACCGUGCUCAAGUCGCGCGACCUGGGCUCCAUCAUCUGCGACAUCAAGUUCUCGGAGCUCUCCUACCUGGACGCCUUCUGGAGCGACUACAUGAACGGCUCGCUGCUCGAGGCCCUCAAGGGCGUCUUCCUCACGGACUCGCUCAAGGAGGCCGUGGGCCAGGAGGCCAUCCGGCUCCUGGUCAACGUGGACGAGGACGACUACGAGGAGGGCCGGCGGCUGCUGCUGGAGAGCCUCGGCGGGCCCUGAGCCGCGCCGCGCCCCUGCGGACGCUUCCCGGCCACCGCGGCUCCGGCCAGGGCCACCACGGCUCCGGCCACCGCGGCUCCGGCCAGGG
Molecule: messenger RNA, 1484 nt
Organism: Rhea pennata
Lineage: Eukaryota; Metazoa; Chordata; Aves; Rheiformes; Rheidae
Gene: DEDD2
Product: death effector domain containing 2
Exons: 4
Coding region: 320-1396 (358 amino acids)
Biological process (GO): apoptotic process; regulation of apoptotic process; extrinsic apoptotic signaling pathway via death domain receptors
Cellular component (GO): nucleolus
Molecular function (GO): protein binding; DNA binding
Source: RefSeq, a predicted model, not a curated record